Babesia bovis T2Bo is the source of this 2297-nucleotide messenger RNA. RefSeq lists its product as uncharacterized. The coding region runs from base 91 to 2277 and encodes 728 amino acids. The record is from RefSeq and is a predicted model, not a curated record. The transcript has a single exon. NCBI's taxonomy places the organism in Eukaryota, Apicomplexa, Aconoidasida, Piroplasmida, Babesiidae.
AGGUGUGUAGUGCAUGAUCAUCAGCAUUCCGACCCAAUUGCGCUAUAGAAGCUGCUAAACAGCAUUAUUUUACGAUUCCGUGGCAAAAACAUGUUUAACAACGGUUCUAAUGCUGCCGAUGGGGACCCGUGGCAGCAGCUCUCUGGAAGAGCGUCGCGCUUGCGCGUGCCUAGGCAGGGACCUUUAACGAGAGAUGGACCUUUAGGGCGCUACCGACCUGCUCCAGAGGUCAUUGAGCAUAUGCUGGAUGACUUGGAAGACCGUAUGCGCAAUUACUUCGUUUUGUACAACAGAGAGCGUGAGAUGCGCAAGGAGGUAGAGGGUACUGCAUAUCGUUUAGAAAAGGAGCUUUUAUCCGAGCGCAAUAAGGUUGCUGAGUCUCAAUCUGUGAUCAACCAAUUGGAAACUAAAAUCAAGGCAUUGAUCGGUCAGCCGCUUAAGAUUCGUGAAACUAUAGAGAAGAUAGAGGUGCUUUACAACCAGAUGGAUACAUUGGUACAGGCUUUUGUAGGCAUUGGUAGUUGUGCCACUUUACAAAGCCAAAAUCGCACGGUGUUUUUACGUUUAUUUUUGGAGUAUUUGUACCCAUGUCGUGAUUUGGAUGUGCGUUUAAAUACCUUGUACACUGCCAUGUACGCUUCUCUUUCAUCUACUGGUGCAAUAACAGAGCAGAUACCGCUACCACUACCAGAACCCGUAGCUCCAGUGCAACCUCCGACCAGUGUUCCGUCAUUGCCAUUGCGAGGUCUCAAUAUCAUGGUACACCAGUUAAUGCUAAAGAUGGAGGGAUCGAUUCAGGAACCUGGAUGGUACUCUUGCGUAUUCCGUUAUGACCACGAGGGGGAGGGAUCAAUGGACACAAACCCUUCGCGUGUACUGAAAGUCACGGCGCGGCCUCUUGAUAGUGCUUCUGGAAUCAUCGAGUUCAACGAUUGCGUGGAGGUGCAUCAGUUACCGCCUCGGGUUCCCAACGUGAUACCAAAACUCAUAUGGGAUGUUUACGCUGGUAAGGACUUGGUUGGAAGUGCUAGCGUUUCCAUUGUUGAUCCCAAGACGCUGAAUCAUCGGGACCCUUGGAACAUUGUUGACGCUCAAGGUAAACACCGUGGUGAUUUGAUUGUUACUGUGAGGGCUAUCCCAGAAGGUUCUAAGUUACCUGCUGUUGGAUUCGCACGUAGAAACGAUGAGUUACAGACUAGCAGUGCGACUCCCAAGGACAGCGAUAAGGAUUCGAAAUUCGUGCCUACAGUACCUGACGCUAAGGCUACGCCUACAGCUUCUGGGACUUCGGCAACGUCACAGGCCACGGAGCGUGCAACAAAAACACCCGUGGUUGGAAAAGGUCCGCCAAGGUUUAUUCCUCCGCCUGCGUCCACACCACCCAAGGGAACGCCUGAUGAGCCAUUCCAGCCAAAACAAAAGGCUGCAUUCCGCAAACCGUUAUUCCUCAAGUCCAAGGCUAUGGCCAAACCUGUGCCUCCAGGCUCGGAUGAGAAGGCAGGGGCAUCUACUAGUGACCCUCCAUCUGCUGAUCCCAAGCCUAAUGAAGCGCAAGCUAAACCCAGCCCGCCAGCCAAGGCUCCUGCUACUAGUUCUCCAGUUCCAAGUGGCCAGCCUAAGGCUCAAUCCCCUACUGUAGAGGCCAAAAAGGCAUCUAUCAUACCACCUAAGCUUACGUUGCCUAAAGAAGCAUCCCCAAAGAUGCCCCUAAAGGCUCCCGUUAUAACAAAAUCUGAAGCUGUUCCUGCUGCGAAGAUUCCUCCCAAGGCAGUGCCAAAGGUUGCUUCUGCGGAACCUAAAGCUACGCUGAAAUCGCCUACACCUGCCGAGCCUUCUGUUACAAAGUCACUCCCCGUUGUUACUAAAGCUCCUUCGAAGGCUGGUAUUGCACCCAAAACAACAUCGCCAGUUCCAACCGCCAAGGAAGGAAUAGUGGCGAAGGGUGUUGAUACACCUGCUUCCACAGGAUCUGGAGUAACACCCAAAGUAGCUCCCAAGGUUGCAGGUUCAGCAGGCGCGAAGGCACCAGGGAUAUUACCGAAGUCAUCACCGCCUGAAGCAGGCGAAAUUACGCCCAAGAGUCAAAUGAUUGUACCAAAAACAAAGGUUUUGGGUUUAGCGCCCAAAGUUGCUAUGCCUCCCGUCGCUGCCAAGACACCCCCAUCUUCAACAGGUUCUGCUACUCCUACUGCCACCGAGGAGAAGAAACCACUAUUACCUAUUGUCGUGAAGCCAAAGCUGCUGUUGAAGAAGCCGCUAAUGCCUAAGAAGGCUUGAUGCGUGUAGCUUCUUCAGGG